AUGGCUUCUACCCGAACUCUCCCUGCCAAGCGCAACCCGCUGCUGAUAGAGGACAUCCCCGAAUACUCUGAUCUCGUCUCCCGUCGUCGUCUUGGACAGACCAAGCUCACCCCCAAGAUGACUGGCAAUGAUGAUGGCGAUGCUACCGCCCUAGUAGGCGUUUUCGACUACGCUCACCUUCGUGCCCCUAUGCAAAAGGGAAUCGUUUCGGGCAUCUUCAAGUCGAGCCCCAAUAGCUACUUCCUUAUGCGCCGUAGCUUCGAUGGUUACGUGUCCGCCACCGGCAUGUUCAAGGCUACCUUCCCCUAUGCCGAUGCAGCCGACGAGGAGGCUGAGCGCAAGUAUAUCAAGUCCUUGCCGACCACUAGCCCUGAGGAGACUGCUGGUAACAUCUGGAUCCCUCCACAACAGGCUCUGGCCCUCGCCGAGGAGUACCAGAUUGCUUCCUGGAUCCGUGCCCUGCUCGACCCCGCCAAGAUCACCAUCUCUCCGAGCAACGAAUCUUCAUCCUCGCCCGUCCGCAAGAUCUCGGCCCCGCCUAAAUUUGACCUAAGCAAGGUCGCCCAACCUUUACUUACCCCUGCCGCUUCCGCCACUGGCACUGCCUCUAGACGCUCGCAACGCUCUGUCAGCCCCGCCAAGUCCAGCAGCAGAAAGGCCCCUGCCUCUCCUCGCAAGCGAAGCUCCAAGGCUGCCAAGGCCGCCGCCGACAAGGAAGCUGGGGCUGUCGUGAAUGGUGACUCCGAAUCUAGCGUUCCCAGGGUCACCGAAUUCGAGCCUACCGUCGUUCUACAACCCGUCCAACCUUACGACGACGACGAUGACGACGGUAUAGUCCGCAUUGUCGAGGAGCCCGUCAAAGUCGCCAGGGGUAGUGACAAGAAGCAGACAGUCACCGAAGUUGAGGUGCCUCUACUCACGGCCGGCCAGCCGCCUAGCGCCGAGGAGAUUGCCGCCAUGGUGGCCACGGCCAAGGAGCAGGUCGAGUCCGCCAAGGAGGCCGACAAGACUGCCGCCGCAAAGUCAGGCGCCAAACCCGAGGCCAAGAAGGGCAAGCGCAAGGCCAGCGAUAUUACCCCCGCCGAAGAGGGCGCCGAUAAGAAGGACGUUGCCGAACCGAAAGAAUCGCAACCGCGCUCAAAGAGGGCCAAGACUGACGCCGAGGUGCGCAAGGACAGAGUUAGAAACAGAGCCUUUAUUGGAAUUGGAGCUACUGUCGCUGUUGGCGCUCUGGUGCCUUGGCUUGUCAACUUUUUGUAA
This is a messenger RNA of Cordyceps militaris CM01, 1260 nucleotides long. Its product is annotated as KilA/APSES-type HTH DNA-binding domain. Lineage: Eukaryota; Fungi; Ascomycota; Sordariomycetes; Hypocreales; Cordycipitaceae. Gene Ontology annotation, cellular component: nuclear membrane complex Bqt3-Bqt4. The transcript has 3 exons. The record is from RefSeq and is a predicted model, not a curated record. Gene Ontology annotation, molecular function: DNA binding. Gene Ontology annotation, biological process: mitotic telomere tethering at nuclear periphery; meiotic attachment of telomere to nuclear envelope. The coding region runs from base 1 to 1260 and encodes 419 amino acids.